Messenger RNA from Carassius auratus (goldfish), 3410 nucleotides. Its product is annotated as ankyrin-1-like. NCBI's taxonomy places the organism in Eukaryota, Metazoa, Chordata, Actinopteri, Cypriniformes, Cyprinidae. The transcript is spliced from 5 exons. Bases 463 to 978 code for a protein of 171 amino acids. The record is from RefSeq and is a predicted model, not a curated record.
UAUCUUCUUAGUUAAAUUGUGUAAUACUACAGGUAAACCAAAGGAGGCACCUGGUGUGAAAACGCUGUUGUUGAAAUGUUAGCAGCUGUUCGUUCACUCACAAACUAAGAGCUACAACAAGAGAGUUGUCCUCACAUUGUGGGUAUUUAAAGCUUACAGAACACAUGUGCAAUCAGACACUAGACAGAAGCGAGAUGUUUUUGGAAGGUUGAGAGAGAGAGGGCGAGAGAGAGAGGGAGUGCAGUCAAAAAAGGAAGCUAAAGCCAACCACAUUCUGAAUGUGGAAAUGACAGAGGAAGGAAUAGGCUCAGAUUAAGAACUGCCUGCUUUCUUUAAAUGAAAGCUGUGGAUAGAGUGGAAGACGGAAACUAGGGGAAGAUAACAUCCUUCCCCAAAUCUCUGGACCUCUUCUUGCUGUUGGAGUGGGUUUUUGAGUGCUUGUGAGUCAGCGACUGCCACACUAUGUGGGCACUGGUGACUGAGCUGCUGUUCAGCUUCGUGCUGUUGGCCUUCAUGGUCAUCAGCUGCCAAAACGUCUUGAAUAUCGCCAGCAGCUCUGUCCGAUCGGUGCUGGCCUACAUACACACUCAGCUGGAUCGUGAGUUGGGUGAGAAUGAAGGUGUGGCUGAUGAAGAGGAAAACGUCACCACUCGAGUUGUGCGCCGCAGAGUUAUACUGAAGGGUGAUGAGGCAGAGGAUCUUCCAGGACAGCAAGUGAGCGAGGAGCAAUUUACAGAUGAGCAUGGCAACAUCGUCACCAAAAAGAUUGUGAGGAAGGUGGUCCGGAGAGGAAAAGGGGAUGAAGGGGGUCAGGAGCUCAUCAUAGAAGGGCAGGAUAUCAAUGAGGCAGACGCUGAUGGAGAACUGUUCAUGAGAUAUGCCGUCCUGGGCCAUGACAGCAAGCCGGAUGUUGUGAAUGUGAAGAGGGGAGGUGCUCAAAUAGUCAAAUGUGUGAGUCUGCGGAGAGUAAAGCAGUGAGUCUGACUCACUCCUCCCUGCAGGACUUGACACCUACAUCCAAACCAUCCUUCACUGACACAUGAUGGGUGUCAAAUAAAGAAGAAAACUGAGUUAGAGCAUGGGCGAUAGGCGAUGGAUAUCAACUACAAAAAGAGAUUUUCUGACUUUUUGUAACAAGCAAAGCAAACACUAGCGGCUAGAGGCAUGAUUUCCUAUAAAAUGAAACCAAAUAAUGAAAAAAAGCAAGCAUUUGAGAAGUGCUUCCUGUAAUCUCAAUAUCAGCAUGUGAAAGUGCUGUCGCAUGGCCUGCCUUUACAUACAGCACUGACUGCAAGCAAUUAUGAGGAGAGAAAAUACUGUCGUACUGCAAGGGCUGUAAAAUAGUGGGGGGAAGGACUUUGGCCAACUGGAUACAUGCACUUAACAUCAUGCAAGUGGAGCACAUGGGACUCAAGUUUUAGUCAAAUCCAGCAAGAGUUUCCCAAAAUGUUGUCUUCCAAGCGAGUCCAGAUACACUAAGGAGGAGUUUGACCCUCUUGUACUGGUAUUAUACAUAAUAUGCACUCAGAUAUGAUGUGAAUGCACUCUCCGUGUGCGUGUGUUCUUUUUCACAGCCAAAAAAAAAAGAAGAAAAAAAAGACAACAACCUAUGCGAUGAUUAUGCUGCUGUCUCAAUACUUGCUCCUGAAUUCUUGUUCAGUCCAAUAGUAUGUGUCUUGUGUAUUGUAAAGGUAUAAUUGUGUAGCAAAUGAGCUUUGAAGUCCUGUGUUGCCUGAGAUAUACUAGGCUCAAGGGUUACAAUUUGUGCAGUUUAAAUGUUUUCAGUGGGAUACAGUACUUUGGACAUAUUUUAAAAUCACUGUGCGGCUCUAUACAGUAUGUACACGUUUGAUGCGCUGCAGCAAGAUUUUUUUUUUUUGUUCUGUAUACAUUGCAUACCUCUGUGUAUAUGAACCCUGAGCUUCCUCUUAAUAACUCGAUAUGCACAGAGGAGCUUAUAAGCAUUAUAUUAACAUUUGCAUCAUCCACCUUCAGCAUUUGCUUUAUUCCAAAUAACCACUAGUGGGAAGACUUUCUUCUGAAUCCUUAAAACCAAAAAAGCAAUAAUUUGUCUUUGUCUUGUUAUAAAUGAUAGUUAAAAAGUCUAACCUUUCAUUAGUAGUAAAAAUGUAGAUAAAGGCUGUCAGUAGAUUCAAGUUAUUACUCACAACUAAACUUGUAGUUUGUUUUGUAGGUAAUAAUUCAGCAUAUUCAUUAUUAACUUAUAAAAACCUAAAAAGUUAUGUUCCGAAGAUUUUUGGGAACACUUUAUAAUAAUGUUCCAUCUGUUAAUAAGAAUUAGUUAACAUAAACUAAUGAAAACUACUUCUUAAGCAUUUAUUAGUAUAUGUUAAUUUCAAUUUACUAAUAGUUAAUUAAAAUCCAGCUUGUAUCUUUUCAUAAUAUUUAACAUAUUUGAGUCCACAAUGAAUAGUUUUUUUAUUCAUGUUAUUAAAAAAUGAAUAAAUAUUGUAACAAAUUAUUCAGCGUUAGUUAAUGUAUUAUCAAUGUUAACUAAUAGGACUUUACUUGUUGUAAAGUGUUACCAAAUUUUUUAUUGAUAACUUCAAAUUACUAAAAACAAGUCUACUUAACAUUAGAGGAGAAUGAAACCAGUUCUAUAUAUUCAAAAUGAAUGGCACUAAACUCACAAACUCUGGGAGCCCAAAAAUCGUUUUUCCUAGACAUGUCACAAUUAUAGCCAUCCCUGCAGUAAUCGCCCUUCCAGUGAUUUCUAUUCAGUUUUCUCUUUUCUGAGGCCAUAUGUCCAGUUUUGAGAGUCUUCCUCGGGAUACUUAGUCUUUUCUAUACUCUUACACAAUAUUAAUUCCACAUCUAUUUGUAAUAAUCUUUGAAUGAACGAAUGGCAAUUAGAUUGCUUGGUUUGCGAAAUUUGUUAAACAAAUAAUAAUAUUUAUAAUAAUAGUAAAUAAUAGCAAUAUUUUUACUUUACUGAAAGGUUAGAUUUUUUUCUCAUCUUUUGAGCAUAACAGAUAAAAUUUGUUGACAGUAUUUUUUAUUUAUUUAUUUAUUUUGUUGUUGUUUAUUUAUACAGAUGAUGCUAAUACUCAUGGUGUGCACUAUAUAUUGCUUUUAGGGGAAAACAACACAAUCUGUAUUGGUUCUCAUUUUUGAUGCCAAACAUUUUCACUGAUAUAAUUAGAUGUGUAAUAAUUUUCAGGCACUCUACACAUGCUUGACAAAAAGGUGUGAACACUCCAGACACAUUCUUUGCCUUUCUUAAGCUUGAUGAAGACACGUAGCCACUGAGCACUGUGAUCAGACUGUUUACUGUCCCACAACAGAACAGAGCUGACUUGCACACACAUGCACAAAUUAAAUAUAAUGUGGAUUACCUGGUCUGCACUUAGGUUAUUCUUUGCCAGCACUUCAACCACUCGUAUAUUUCU